Molecule: messenger RNA, 2190 nt
Organism: Trichogramma pretiosum
Lineage: Eukaryota; Metazoa; Arthropoda; Insecta; Hymenoptera; Trichogrammatidae
Exons: 8
Coding region: 6-2144 (712 amino acids)
Biological process (GO): sensory perception of smell; detection of chemical stimulus involved in sensory perception of smell
Cellular component (GO): plasma membrane
Molecular function (GO): olfactory receptor activity; odorant binding
Source: RefSeq, a predicted model, not a curated record
AAAGAAUGGAUAUUUUACCUUAUAAUUUUCGAACGUGUCUUUUUUGUGGAGUAUGGCACGAGGGGGAGAAAUUUCUAUUUUUGAAAAAAUUUUACAAAUUCACCGUAAUGUUCAUUGUUUUUCAAUUCACAAUUUGUCAAAUACUUGGAAUACCUAAUGCCAGCAAUAGUGUGGACGAAUUUUCCGAUGCUCUUUUCGUAACUUUUACUUACGUGGCUUUGUGCAUGAAAAUUUUGAAUUUCGUGGUGCGACGACAAGAAAUGACAGAGCUGCUCGACGACUUCCGAUCUACAUAUUGCCAGGCUCAAAAUGAAGAUGAACUGAGUAUCGUCCGUGAUUAUAGGAGGGUAUCUGGGAAACUUUUCAUGGCUAUUAUGGGUCUAUCACAAUUUACAAAUUUUUCACUCGUCAUGGCCCCUAUCAUGCAGUUUAGUACCAAUUGCAGUAUUUUGCCUUAUCAAAUGUACGAACCAUACGAUAUUUCGAGCAGCCGAUUCAAUUAUUGGAUGGCUUACGCCUCACAGUUCGUAGCAACGAUUUAUGGAGUGUUUUUGAACGUAUCGAUGGAUACAAUGGUCUAUGGAUUUAUGAUGUCAGCAGCUGGACAAUUCAAAAUUAAUUGCAUGAGAUCAAGCAACCUUAGCAAUCAAGAUUCAAUCAAAGAAUGCAUGGCUCAUCACAAGUUACUUCUUGGAAUAAGACAUAAAAUCGAAUCUUUUUUUAUCCGUGUUAUUGCUCCACUUUUUACAUUUAGUUUAAUUAUUUUGUGUACCAGUAUUUUUCGAAUGUCUCAGCAAAAAAUUGCAAGUCCUGAAUUUAUUUCUCUAGCCAUGUAUUUUGUGUGUAUGUUAUUCAUGGUAUACUUUUAUUGCUGGUACGGCAAUGAGUUGGAACUGCAGAGCAAAGCAGUGUCAGACUCCAUUUAUAUGGGUAAUUGGAUAGAAUACUCGAAUGAAAGCCGACGCACGCUUCGUUUUGCAAUGAUGAAAGCUCAAUCAGGUUCAAACAUUUCAUAUCACGGGCAGUGCCAACUAUCUAUGGAUACUUUCAUAUGGAUUGUUAAAACAUCGUAUGGAGCUUUUAAUCUGUUGCAACAAGAAAAUAAAACCUUUACGGUUUUAAAAAACUCUUACAAAAUAAUUGUAAUGUUAAUUAUCUUUCAAUUUACUAUUUUCCAAAUAUUGGGUGCAACAGAUUCCCGUGAAAGUAUUGAAGAAUUCUCCGAUGCUUUGUCUGUCAGCUUUACUUACGUUGGUUUGUGCAUGAAAAUUUUUAAUUUUACUACUCGUCGUCGUGAAAUGGUAGAAUUACUUGAAGACUUUCGAUCACCGCAUUGUUUACCAAAAAACGAUAAAGAAGCAGCUGUAAUUUCUGGCUACAUCAAAAGUGCUAGCAAACUUUGGACGUUGAUAAUGUGGCUUUCAAUGAUAUGUACUGCGUUCCUCUUUAUUGCACCUGUCAUAGAUGAGGGUUUUGAUACUACUAAAUUACCACUGGCAUUAAAAUUGCCCAAAAAUAUAUUAAACAAUCGACGAAAUUAUUGGAUUUUUUAUACUUUGGAGGUGGUGUCAUCAAUUUAUGGAGUUGCCUUAAACGUGUCGAUGGAUACUAUGGUUUUUGGAUUUUUGACAGCAGCAAAAGGACAAUUUAAGAUACACUGCAUGAGAUUGAGUAACCUUAGCAAUGGAAGUUCAAUCAAAGAAUGUGUAGCCCAUCACAAAGUAAUUCUUGGAAUAAGAAAUAAAAUUGAAUCUUUUUUUGUUCCCGUAAUUGCGCCAUGUUUUACAUUUAGCUUGAUUGUUUUAUGCACCAGCAUUUUCAUAAUGUCUAAGCUACCGAUUAUGAGUAUUGGAUUUGUAUUUAUUUCUACAUAUUUUUUAUUAAUGCUGUCUCAAGUAUACAUUUAUUGUUGGUUUGGCAACGAAUUAAAAUUACAGAGUAGUGAAGUUGCAAAUGCUAUUUAUAUGGGAAACUGGAUGGAUUUUAACAAAAAACAUCGUCAAUCAAUGUGUUUUUUAAUGCUCAAAGCUCAAACCAGUUCUAAUAUUUCAUUUCAUGGCCAAUGUCAAUUAUCAAUGUCUACUUUUUUAUGGGUGGUUAAAACUUCUUAUGGAGCUUUCAACUUAUUACGUGAAGUUUCUUAAAGCUUUUAUAAAACUCUAUAAUAGUAAUUUUAAUAUACUUUGAAAA